AUGGAUAAUGCCACAAAUGGGCAGCCAGGCCCAGGUCAGAGGAACAGGCUGGUAGGAUUGCUAGAAACAGAUGACAGUAUCCAGGAAGAUAAACCUGUAUCUAGUAAAAAGGAAGAAAGAUCAGGAUAUGGAAAGAAAGGAGAGCCACAGCCUUUGGAGACACCUUAUCAGAAGGAGAGCAGUAACUUUCCUCCUAAAGUCAAGAUUAAUCUGAACUAUCGGCCAGGACUUGUCAGCAACCAAAAGGACCCCAAUCGCUUUGACAGAGACCGGCUCUUCAGCGCAGUCUCAAGGGGCAGCCCUGAAGCACUAGAUGGUUUACUUGAAUACUUAAGGAGGACCUCCAAAUUUCUCACCAAUUCUGAAUACACAGAUGCAAAGACUGGGAAGACUUGCUUAAUGAAAGCCCUGAUGCACUUAAAGAAUGGAAAGAAUGACACAAUCCCACUUUUGCUGGAAAUAGACCAAAAGACACAGAACCCCAGGCCACUUGUCAAUGUGUCGUGCUCUGAUUGUUACUACAGAGGCCAGACAGCACUCCAUAUUGCCAUAGAGAAAAGGAGCCUAGAUGUAGUGAAACUUCUAGUAGAGAAUGGAGCUGAUGUCCAUGCCAGAGCCCAUGGUGAAUUCUUCAGGAAGAAGAAAGAAGGAGUUUACUUUUAUUUUGGUGAACUUCCUCUCUCCUUGGCUGCUUGUACCAACCAGCUUGAGGUGGUGGAAUAUCUUCUAACUAAUCCCCACCAGAAAGCCAGGCUCCAGGAGCAGGAUACCCAGGGCAACACGGUCCUCCAUGCCCUGGUGAUGAUUGCAGAUGACACUAAGGAGAACACCAAGUUUGUGAGCACAAUAUACGUUGACAUCUUGAAGACAGGUGUGAAGGUUGACCCAACAGUGAAACUGGAGGAGAUAGUGAAUUAUGAUGGAUUAAAUCCUCUGCAGCUUGCUGCCAAGACAGGCAAAGUGGAGAUCUUCAAGCACAUCAUCCAAAGAGAGAUCAAAGACCCGGUGUACAGGCACCUGUCACGCAAGUUCACCGAAUGGACCUAUGGACCUAUCCACGUGUCUCUGUAUGACUUGUCCUCUCUGGACAGCUUCGAGGAAAACUCCGUGCUGGAGAUUCUGGCAUACAGCAGUGACACACCAAAUCGGUACAAGAUGGUGGUUUUGGAGCCACUGAACAAACUGCUUCAGCAAAAAUGGGAAACAUUUGCUUCCAAGAGAUUCUACUUCAGUUUUGUCUCGUACUUGUCAUUCAUGAUCAUCUUUACAGCCAUUGCAUACUAUCAGCCCUUGCGGGUUAAGCCUUCAUUUCCAGUGGAGUUCACAACUGGAGGCUUCCUGUGGGUCUCUGGACUGAUCAUUAUCCUGCUCGGAGGUGUUUAUCUCAUCUUUGCUCAGAGUCUGUACUUGCGGAGGAGACGCCAGUCCCUGAAGACUAUGUGUUCUGACAGCUGCAUUGAGAUCUUGAUCUUCAUCCAGGCUUUCUCAUUGCUGCUGUCGGCGGUCCUGUAUGGUGCAAGUUCAGAAAACUAUGUGGCGGUGAUGGUGUUCUCACUGCUUUUGGGAUGGGUGAACAUGCUGUAUUACACACGGGGCUUUCAGCGCAUUGGGAUCUACAGUGUCAUGAUACAGAAGACUAUCCUGAGAGAUCUGCUGCGUUUCCUCCUGGUUUAUGUGAUCUUCCUCUUUGGCUUUGCUGCAGCUCUGGUUACGCUGAUGGGGGAUGCUCCUUCGAUGUCUCAGAACAAGUCUCUUGCUCAGAUGGAGAGCGCGGGGAGCAAUGCUAUGUACGGUGGGCUGCUUAGCGUCUCCCUGGAGCUCUUCAAGAUCACCAUUGGGAUGGGCGACCUGGAGUUCCAGGAACAUGCCAGAUUCAGAUACUUCGUCAUGCUCCUGCUGCUUCUCUUUGUGAUCCUCACUUACAUUCUUUUGCUCAACAUGCUGAUUGCGCUCAUGAGUGAGACUGUCACAGAUAUUUCUGGCUAUAGCAAAAGCGUCUGGAAGCUGCAGAGGGCUAUUGCUAUUCUAGAAAUAGAGAAGGCCUGGCUGUGGCGCCAAGGUGGGAAGAGGAGAUCUGGCUGCUUCGUGUCAGUGGGCCUCAAUAAGAAAGAUGAGAGAUGGUGUUUCAGAGUAGAGGAACUCAAAUGGACAAAUUGGACAAAGGAUGUGGGAGUUCUUAAGGAAGAACCUGUAAACACCAAUGAUUCAGAAAUAAAUCCAGAAGAGACAAGAUCAUGGAAACGGAUGCCACAGAAACAACUGAGAUCAGCUGUUUCAGAGGAGCAGUCACUAUUGCAGCCCCACCUAUCAGCAACUGAGAUGAUGCCUCUUGAAGGACAAACCAGAAAUCUUUAGCAGGUUUUCUGGAUUUCAACCUUACUUCCCUCUUCAAAGGAGUAGCUCUUCCCAUGGUGGCUGGAGGAACUGAAGGCAUUAUCAGUAUUAAAGUGCAUUUCGUCGAAGACUGUGGUUCAGCCUGUGGCUUUAAAUAUUUUCAUGCACUUUAAUCAUUAAUUUCCUCUGAGGAAACUAUUUUUACUCAGCUUUCCUCUCCCUGACACUUUGUUAUUACUAUGUCUAAAGGUGCAAGAGCAAGAUCACAGAGGCAGUGGGGAGUGGUCUUUGGGAAGGCAGUG
Pterocles gutturalis (yellow-throated sandgrouse) is the source of this 2636-nucleotide messenger RNA. RefSeq names its product transient receptor potential cation channel, subfamily V, member 2 (gene TRPV2). Bases 1 to 2355 code for a protein of 784 amino acids. The transcript is spliced from 15 exons. Gene Ontology annotation, biological process: calcium ion import across plasma membrane. NCBI's taxonomy places the organism in Eukaryota, Metazoa, Chordata, Aves, Pterocliformes, Pteroclidae. The record is from RefSeq and is a predicted model, not a curated record. Gene Ontology annotation, molecular function: calcium channel activity; protein binding. Gene Ontology annotation, cellular component: membrane.